Molecule: messenger RNA, 2970 nt
Organism: Ectocarpus sp. CCAP 1310/34
Lineage: Eukaryota; Phaeophyceae; Ectocarpales; Ectocarpaceae
Source: the annotation of a GenBank genome assembly
AUGCUCUCCGCGGAAGCUGCAGCGUCGGCAAUCGACACCCCGGCAACCGCUCUUGGCGACGCCACUAUCAAGAAGCCGCUGGAGGAGGUGGAGGAAGACGGGCUGUUGUUCUCAAACCACGGUGAUAUCACCGGCGGCAGCAAGCCUCUCCCGCUCGAACGCAAGUUGAGGCACGAUGUCCGGACCGAGGAUGACUCUGACUCCACGGAUCUAUAUUUCGACGGCAUCAGUUCGAGCAUCCCGACCGUCCUGCUUGAAGGAUGCUCAAUCCCCGCGGAUAUGACCUCCGUGAAAGUGAAACACGACAAGCCGGAGACCGGUAACAUCGCCGAACACGCUAUUGACGGUGACCCUUCGACCUGGUGGGGGAGAAGAGGCAUAAACAGGUGGAUGGACAUCGAAUUCGAGGGCGGCGAGGACGGCGAUUCAGACGUCAGCGGCGUAGCCAUCGCCUUCAUGCGUGGGAACAGGAGGAGUGCCUUUUUCGAUAUGACCCUAUACGACAAGUUCGACAACGUCGUGGCCAAGAAGAAGGACAUCGAGAGCGGAGGGCAGACCCAAGAUUACGAGACGUUCUACUUCGAGGAGCCCGCGGAAGGGUCCAAGGUUCGCCUCGACUUCAAGGGCACCACGGCAGGAACAUGGAACGCCGUCGCGGAGGUGUCCAUCUGUCUCCACAACAUCGUCACUCCAGCGCCGGUGUCCCCGCCGACCGUGCCACCGUUGACUUCGUCGGGAUUGACGUACGUGGGAUGCUUCAUGGACGACCGCACGGGGCUGACGAGGUUCCUCGACGACAAGAGCAUGCAAGACGAGAACCUCACUCCCCAAUCUUGUGCGGAGUUCUGCUCCGGGUAUAAGUACAUGGCGCUGCAGUACUCUCAGGACUGCUUCUGCGCGGAAACGUACUACACUGCCGAGAGGGACGCGAUUCCAACCGACACCUGCAACAUGCCCUGCAGAGGCGACGAGAACGUCAUUUGCGGUGGACCGUGGUCCAACUCGAUCUACAUCGUGGGGGACCCCACGGAAAUGACGGAGGAGGAGCUGGCGGCGCAAGAAGGACCGAAAGAGAGCGACGGCGUCCCUCGGAGGAAGUUCACCGUGAUCAACAGCUGCUUCGAGCAGGUCAGGCUUGGGGCCACCGGAGGGUACGUGAAGGCUUUGGACGACCCCACCGUGGAGUCGUGUCCCGAAGGGAGCGUGCUGGACAAAGCGGUCGGGGCCUGUUUCUGGGGGCUACCGCUGCCCGAAGACGGGAAGAGUUUCGACAUCGAACCAGGAGGGUCCGUCGAGCUCAUCCUCGACAACAAGGCCGUGAAUGGUGUGCGAUGGAGCGGCAACAUGUGGGCCGCGACCGGGUGCCACAGCAAAGUGGGUUGCGAGACGGCCUCCUGCCUGCGGAACAUCGGCUACCCGGACGGCUUCUGCCCUCCCUCCACGGGACCCACCGGUCCCGUCACUAAGGCCGAGUUCACUCUGGUGGAUACGGGGGUGGACUACUACGAUGUCACCGCGAUCGACGGCGUGAACAUCCCCGUCGAGAUGAAGCCCGAUCCGCUCAGCUCGCCGUUGGAGAAACUCGAAGACCCUUACUGGUGCUCUAACCCCGGAGGCGUUACUUCGAUGAGCGAAGAGCUAGAAGGAUGCACUUGGGAGUUCGAUGCGACCGAGAUCGACGGCUUUCCCGACCACGACAUGUCCAAGUACCUCCGCUGGGUUCGAAACGACGGUCUAUUCGCCGACUGCGAAGACGAUUCUGACUGCGAGGAUGUGGAAGGCGAGGGUGUCGGCCAGAAGCUGAAGUGCGGUGCGCUUUUCGGGCAGGACACACUCAACGGCGGUGUCACAGAAGAGAUGUUUCCCAAGAAGUGCGGCUCCAACCUGGGGUGGCACAGCCCCAACGCCAUCUGCGGAAAUUCGAGAUCGAAGCCGCUUGGGUACUUCCCCAACUCGUUCCCUUUCAUGUGCGAAAAACAAACGAUGCAAGUGAUCGGGGACAACUCCACCCAUUCCGACAUCUAUGGCUGCGCCGGCCCCAUAUAUGGGCUGUCCGGGUACAGCAGGAACGCGGACGACACGGCGUGCGGCUGCCCCGACUGGCCCGCCUUGGGCAUCAACGCCCCGUCGGAGUCUACAUGCUACGGCAAGAACCCAUACUGGGAGGCGUUGUCCGUGCCGUGGCUCAAGUACCUCAAGCGCGCCUGCCCCACCGCAUACUGCUUCCCGUACGACGACCACUCUUCGACGUUCGUGUGCCGUAACGAAGACGAGAACAACGACCACAACGGCAAGAACAGCAUGUCCUACAUCAUCGAGUUCUGCCCCGGAGAUUCGCAGGGCAACCUUCUAGAGUGGUGAUCAACGGAACGAUAGAUGGUGAUGAGGAGGAUUGGUGAUGAGGAGGCAUGGUGACGGCGAUGGCGAGUAGUCAAACGGUGGCAGCACCUGUUGCAGUAGGAGGAGUAGCGUCCGUGUGCAGGAAGGCUUAUGCUCCGUCGUCGGAGGGACAGAGGAGACACGAGCUGGGUGAACGGAUGGAUGGGUGGGAUGCACGAAACCAGUGCAUCGAGAAAGACGAUGAGUGUUUUGCACGCUGCACUGGGCCGUGUUUAGCGCGUACCGUUCACCUGGCGAACCCUUGUCGGAUGGCAGACCAAAACUUCCUACUGGCAUGAAAGGCGGCUGUCUUGUACUCUAUUGCUUUUGUAAUUACGUAUUUUUCUUCGCUUUAUUUUCUUCGCUUCUAUCACGCACGACGUUCCGAUUGCCUUCCCAUGUUUUUAGGGGCUACAGUAGUAGUAUGAUAGCAGUCAUCCAAGCAAAGUAGCUUCAUUGCAAGGGUGUGGAACCUGAGCAUGUUCUUAGCGAAACAGACGGUAGGAAACAAACCUCCAUCUAGAGGCACGACAGCGGGCAAGGUAGUAUUUCUGAACAAUCUACAUGGAUGAUGGUUUCUUGGGCGGGGGG